CACAGCAUCAGCAGAGACACAGAGAACAUUCAAGGAUCCUACUCCAAACAUGAGUUCCAAGCAGAGACGAAGAAACUGCUGGAUAUUGUGGCCAGAUCACUGUAUUCUGAGAAAGAGGUGUUCAUCCGAGAGCUCAUCUCAAACAGCAGCGAUGCGCUGGAGAAACUGCGGCACAAGAUGAUCACAGCAGGAGGAGAUACAGCACCAAUGGAGAUCCACCUGCAGACAGAUGCUGCCAAAGGCACCUUCACCAUCCAGGCUUUUCUGGAUGCUCUUCAGAAUCAAGCGGAGGCCAGCAGCUCCAUCAUCGGUCAGUUCGGUGUGGGCUUUUACUCCGCCUUCAUGGUGGCUGAUAAAGUGGACGUUUAUUCUCAGUCAGCAGAACCAGGCUCUCCUGGAUACAAGUGGUCCUCAGAUGGGUGAGAAAAAUC
Molecule: messenger RNA, 431 nt
Organism: Sinocyclocheilus grahami
Lineage: Eukaryota; Metazoa; Chordata; Actinopteri; Cypriniformes; Cyprinidae
Product: heat shock protein 75 kDa, mitochondrial-like
Exons: 4
Coding region: 178-423 (81 amino acids)
Biological process (GO): protein folding
Molecular function (GO): ATP hydrolysis activity; ATP binding; ATP-dependent protein folding chaperone
Source: RefSeq, a predicted model, not a curated record